AUGAUAAAUGUCCUUCUCNAUAAUGGUACUUUGACAUACAAGCAAAUUCGUCAUUGGUACUUCGAGGCUGAUAAAUCGAAUGGUACGCUAGAUGACGUCAUUACUUCUCUGAAUGUUCCUAUGGUGGCAGCUGCAGCAAAGGCGAAGAAAAUGAACCUAGUAAGCUUUUACUUGGGCUUAAAUGCUCUAUUCGCAAUGUUACAUCCUAGAUGGUUUAUUCAAAAACCAGUGAGAGAGCUGCUUUUUGACGGAUACUCGGAUAUUCUUGUAACACUAGGCCAUAAAUUCAUGCAUAUUCCUUAUGAUAAGUUUGGCUGGUUUUAUCAACGAAAUGGAUCAGAUGAUGGAAUAAUUAACAUCCACACUGGUGAAAAUGACAUAAAUAAUAUAGACGAAAUAUUCACGUGGAAAGACCAAAAGUAAGCAUUAAAUCAUGCA
Molecule: messenger RNA, 438 nt
Organism: Parasteatoda tepidariorum (common house spider)
Lineage: Eukaryota; Metazoa; Arthropoda; Arachnida; Araneae; Theridiidae
Source: RefSeq, a predicted model, not a curated record